CAGAAAACCUAUCAUCAAUUACACCACUUUCAUUUGACAAUCAAAAUAUAAUAAAUCUGCUGGCUAAACCAAUCAAAUCAACGGGUCAUAUACAUAUUCUUAAAGGUAAUUUGGCCCCUGAAGGUUCUGUGGCAAAGAUUACUGGUAAAGAAGGUUUGGCAUUUAAAGGCAAAGCAAAAGUUUUUGAUGGUGAAGAAGAUAUGUUAAAAGUAUUGGAAAAAAAUGAAAUUAAGAAAGGUCAUGUCAUAAUUAUAAGGUAUGAAGGCCCUAAAGGAGGUCCUGGAAUGCCUGAAAUGUUGACUCCAACUAGUGCUAUUAUGGGUGCAGGACUUGGUAACAAUGUUGCAUUAUUAACAGAUGGAAGAUUUUCAGGCGGCUGCCAUGUAAGGCAUAUUACACCUGAAGCACAAUUGGGUGGCCCAAUAGCAUUAGUGAAAGAUGAUGAUGAAAUUGUUGUAAAUGCAGAGAAUAAAUCUAUUGAUGUUGAUGUUAGUGAUAAUGAGCUUGAAGAAAGACGUAGAAUAUGGAAAGCCCCUCCUUACAACUUUACUAAAGGAACUUUAUACAAAUACAUAAAAAAUGUUAAAUCAGCUACUGAAGGCUGCAUUAUUGAUGAAUAA
Messenger RNA from Entrophospora candida, 620 nucleotides. The record is from the annotation of a GenBank genome assembly. NCBI's taxonomy places the organism in Eukaryota, Fungi, Glomeromycota, Glomeromycetes, Entrophosporales, Entrophosporaceae.